This is a messenger RNA of Penicillium digitatum Pd1, 6231 nucleotides long. Its product is annotated as type I polyketide synthase. Gene Ontology annotation, biological process: fatty acid biosynthetic process; secondary metabolite biosynthetic process. The record is from RefSeq and is a predicted model, not a curated record. Gene Ontology annotation, molecular function: fatty acid synthase activity; phosphopantetheine binding; oxidoreductase activity. NCBI's taxonomy places the organism in Eukaryota, Fungi, Ascomycota, Eurotiomycetes, Eurotiales, Aspergillaceae.
AUGUUGAGUGCUGACGGUAUUAGCCAUUCUUUUGACAAGAAAGCGAAUGGCUACGGGCGGGGCGAAGGGCUGGGUGCAGUCUUGUUGAAGCCCCUUAGCAGAGCCUUAGAAGACAAAGAUGCCAUUCGGGCUGUCAUCCGUGCCACUGGUACGAACCAAGAUGGCCGCACUCCGGGUAUUACAAUGCCAAAUCGCGCAGCACAGGCUGAUCUGAUUCGAACGGUCUAUGGCUCAAGCUCACUUUCUAUGCGAGCGACUACUUAUUUUGAAGCUCAUGGGACCGGCACCGAGAUUGGCGAUCCAAAUGAGUUGUCAGCUAUUGGAGACACCCUAGGAGCUGCUCGAUCCAUCGAUGACAUGCCCAUUUAUGUCGGAUCUGUCAAGAGCAAUAUCGGUCACACGGAAGGCGCAGCCGGUGUGGCAAGUUUGAUCAAAGCGGUGCUCUGUGUUGAAAAGGGCUUUCUUGUUCCAAACGCAGGGUUUUCUCAAAUUAACCCAAAGAUUCAUCUCAACGAAUGGAGGCUUCGACUCAGUGAUGAGACUAUUCAUUGGCCUCCGCAUCUCCCCAGGCGUGUCAGUAUAAACUCAUUUGGUUUUGGUGGCUCGAAUGCCCACGCAAUUAUUGAAAGCGCCUCCGAAUAUUUUGGCUCUUCUAGGAAAGUGACUGCUACUUCAGAGGAAAAGAUUCCGCAGGUGAUUGUCUUUUCCACAUCUGACAAGGAUGGUAUCGACCGGAUAAUCCGGAAAUGGACGCCAUUUCUUCACACUCUGAGUGAUGCUGGAAAUGGUGAGUCACUGCGGGAUAUCGCCCAUACAUUGGGCACCCGCCGCUCACAAUUGGCUUUCCGCAGCUUUGCAGUGGCCGAUUCUGUAACCGAGCUGCUUGAUGCACUAAACCAGGGACUACCACAUUUCUCGCGGGCCAGUCGGACCUCCCAUGCUAACUUGGCUUUUAUCUUUACCGGACAAGGAGCUCAGUGGGCAGGAAUGGGUCGAAGUCUCCUUAGAGUCCCUAUUUUCGCGCAGAGCGUGAAACGCAGUCAGCAACUUCUCUCGAGUCUCGGUUGCACCUGGGAAUUGGUCGAGGAAAUUGAGGCGGAUGGCGCCUCUUCACACAUAAAUCAGCCCGAUAGGAGUCAAUCAAUAUGCUGUGCCUUGCAGAUUGCCCUAGUGGAUCUUUUAGCCAGCUGGGGAGUGCACCCAAAAGCUACCGUGGGCCAUUCCAGCGGUGAAAUAGGCGCAGCAUACGCGGCUGGCUUCCUUACUCAUGAAGACGCCAUCCGCGUUGCAUAUUUCCGGGGCAUACUAUCUCUACGGCUAUCCCAAAACGGACGGAGAGGAGGCAUGUUGGCGGCUGGAAUAUCCGCUGCAAAUGCCCAGGAGUAUAUCAACACCAUGCCUCUAGGAUCUGUUGUAAUAGCAUGUGUCAACAGCCCCCAAAGUGUCACUCUCUCGGGAGAUACUGAUCGGAUUGAACAGCUGGAAAAGCUGAUUCAGGCUGACAAGUUAUUCGCACGUAAGCUACGGGUCCAGACGGCGUAUCAUUCUCCACAUAUGUACGACUUGGCCGAUGAGUACAAAGAAGCACUACAGUGCAUCCUACCGCAAGAGGGUCGCCAGGGCACGAUUGCUAUGUUUUCAUCUGUUACGACAGAGCGCGUGCACGCGAAAGACUUGGGUGCAGCCUACUGGGUACAAAACAUGGUCAGCACCGUAGAAUUCGCCUCCGCGGUCUCAAAGUUAGCUACGAUGGCCGAGGCCCGCAAGGGACGCCGUCGCCUAGUGCCUGUGAAGUGGGGCGCUUUCCUUGAGAUUGGCCCGCAUGAAGCAUUAAAGGGUCCUUUCACCCAAACCCUACAUUCCGUUGAUGGUAGCUUGGCAGCGUUACCUUACCAAGGUCUCAUUCAGCGGGAUACAGAUGCCGUCAAAACUGCUCUACAAGCCGCGGGGCUCCUCUGGAGUCUUGGUACCACGAUAGACAUUGCAGCCGUUAAUUCUAGCAUCAGCUGUUCGACCCCAGGUCUCGUCACCGACUUGCCAUCGUACCCAUGGAAUCACAAAUCCUCCUUUUGGCACGAGCCGGUGGCAUCAGCGCGGCUCUGGCGGCGUAAAGAACCUCGUCAUGAUCUACUCGGUGUUCCGUGGGAGUAUCAGAAUGACAUAGAGCCACGUUGGCGCAACUUCCUUCGGGUUUCCGAGAUGCCAUGGUUAUCGGAUCACGUCGUCGCCGGCUCCAUCAUCUUUCCAGCCGCAGGAAUGGUUGCACUAGUAGCCGAAGCUGUGCGUCAGCUAGCAAGUAGCCAAGAAAUACUAAAAGGGAUCGAAUUCAACGACCUUUCGUUCUUACAGGGUGUCGUUAUUCCAGAUGACGAACGCGGCCUUGAAAUAGUCCUUCACGUGGCACCACAUCAUGGUGUUCGAGGUUGGUAUGAGUUUGGCCUAUUCUCGUUGCCCAAGGGAGCCUCGUGGAUCAAGCAUGCAGUUGGCACAUUUGUGAUGCAUCACGAUUACCAGGGUAUCCCUAUAAGCACGAGAGACUGGAGCCGAACUACAGAGCAUUUCAGCAACAUGGAAGAUGCUGUAUCCGAGACCGAAGCUGAAGCUGUCUAUGAGUGGCUCUCUAAGACCGGGGGUGUUUCUCUGGGACCUACCUUCAGGUCUAUCUCCAGAGCUUUGUUUUGCAAGAGCCAGCCUCGCCUAUGGAUUGAGGGUGUCGUGCCCGAUACCAAGCGGCUGAUGUCCCAUGAGCGGGAAUCUGCCUACUUCAUGCAUCCAACCUCACUCGAUGCCCUCUUUCAGGCUGCGGUUUUGAGCUGUUCGGGUGGACUCGGCAACCAAAAUGCCAAUAUCCCGGUCGGCGUUGAGAAGCUCUACCUGCCGACUGACAUAGAUUUUCAGGCCGGGGAUCGAUUUAACAUUUAUACUACAACUCGUUCUCAAGAUGCGGGUGGAUUACGUUCAGACUCAAUGGCUUCAGAUGCCUCUUGGAGCCGGCCAACUGUUCUACUACAGGGCAUUCGGCUCGGUCGGGUUCCAAUAGCCAAGAAAUCGGCUGGCGCUACAGACCAAAGCCAAAUCAGCCAUUAUUCGUCUAUUUCCUGGAUAGAGCAUCCGAGAUUCUCGAAGUGGGAUGCGGUAGGCGGCCAAACCGGCAACGAUCAUCUAUCCGAAUGGCUGCAACGCAUCUGUCACACCUGCGGUGAUGUCCGAGCCCUCAUUAUCGCUCAACCAGACCAAAGCAGCCGGGUUAUAAAAGCUGUUCAGCCCUUAAUGCCGGCUAAAUGCCACCGGUCCUGUCUGCAGGAGCUCACCGUAGUCCUGUUAGGCACAGAUGCACUUACGCAGGCUCAGACCGUUGCAGUUCAAGAACUACUUCCCAGUGCCCAAGUGCUACAGAUUGCAACACUACAGAACCUUUCUUCAGCCUUGGCGGAUGAAAAAUCUUUCGAUGUGGUGUUGGUAGAUACACCAAGUAUCCGGACUGCUGCAGAUAUUGAAACGAAUCUUGCCACAUUUAGUUCCAUCGCUCAGUCUGAUGGCUGGUUGGCUCUGCAUACCUCUGCUGCAGAAUCGGAUAUUUUGAGCCAUGUCGAGAAAUCCUCGACCUGGGACGUCGGAAAUCUCGUCGGCAAAACGAUCAUCUCAUUACUCGAGCUUGAACAUCCAUGGGUUUCAUCCUGGACUGCAGAAUCUAUGGCGCAGUUCCAGGCCCUUUUGGAUGCCAAUUAUGUCUUAUGGAUUUCUCCUAGCACUGCUUCAGCCAAAGAUGCUGGUGCUGCUGCAUUUGGCGCUACCACUGGACUCCUUCGCACGCUGCGCAACGAAAACCGCGGUGUAAUUUUACCACAGCUGCAGUUCGAAACUCUGAAAGCUGGUGAUGAGCACCUUUUUGCCCAGAGUAUCUUACACGUAAUGCAACUGACCCUCUCUCCGGUCAAUCGGUCCAGCCAUGACCAGGAGUUCCGGUUCCAGGAUGGUCGUAUCCUGGUACCGCGGGUGAUUGCUGCCGAGCAGGUGGACAAGGCAAUGGAUACUUUACUCUAUGGUCCUCAGCCUAUUCUGGGCCAUCUCUGUAAUGAUGGACGCCCUCUCCGUUUGCAGCGAGACCCCCAGGACACCCAGCGUGGCCAUUGGGUAGAGGAUUCUGACUUGGUGGCUCCGCUACCAAACGAUCAGGUUGAAGUGCAAGUGCAACUGCAAACUAUCGCACUGCCAGAUGAGUCUUCGGGCAAAACGCCUGAAGCGGGAAUAAACGCUCUUGAAGCAGUCGGAACCAUAAAAGCUCUAGGAGGUGCGGCAACCGCAGACUUCGCGGUGGGAGACACGGUUGUCCUGCUGAAGCCUGGCAGUGAAUUAGAAAUCGCGCUAGCAACCCGUGUGCGAGUCCCUAUAUCUGCCAUUGCGAGGCUUCCAACGGGACUGACGUUGGAGCAGUCAGCGUCAGUCCCUCUGGCCUAUACCUUAGCGUUUACCUCUCUGUUUGAUACCGCACGCCUCGGCCCGCACGACUGUUUCCUCGUGGUUGGGCCCCUUAGCCAAACACUGCGGGCAAUCCUCAACUGUGCUCUCAUGGUCCCAGGAAUGCAAGUUUACGUGGCGACAACAACUGUGGUGGACGCCGACGAAGUCAUUUCUCAGUAUCCAGUUCCACCCCAACGCGUCAUGUGCGUUGACGGCGCCCUUCAUACGACAAUCGGUCACUUGUCGGGCGGCAAAGGUGUAUCUGCUGUUGUAUCAUGUAUUGGUGGCUCCACUGGCCGACUCGCCGCUCAGAGCUUGCGCCUUGGGGGGCAUUAUGUUGAUAUCAGCGGGGACAUGACACCGGCGGCUUUACCUAACUCAUUCCUAGAGAAAGGCUGCACCUUCUCCUAUUUAAACUUGAACAUCCUGUUCAAGGAGCAAGCUGAUCAGGUCUACUCCACUUUCCGUCGCGCUAUGGCUGCCGUGUGCUCCCAACAUUGCCUCCAUCCCACCAGCGUCUUCCCCGUUGCCGAAUGGACCGAUGCAAAAGACCAUGCUCACAAUACCGGUUCAAGAGCAACUAUAAAUCUCACUGUUCCUGGUGAUGUGCUCAUUGAACCCGCUCUACCAAUGGAUGAUGUAUACCUGCCCCGUGAACAUACCUUCAUUCUGGCCGGUGGAAUUGGCACGCUGGGCUUGGCCUCAGCUAGCACUCUUGUCGAAAACGGCGCACGUCAUCUUGUGUUUCUUUCGCGUUCAGGUGUCAUACAAGAUGCUUUCAGACCGGCUAUUUACAAGCUCACGAGCCAGGGCUGUCAAAUCGACGUCAUACGCUGCGACAUUUCCAUGGAGAACAAUGUUCGGAAACUCGUUGCCCAAGUUCGCGAGAAUAAGUGGCAGGUCAAAGGUGUUUUACAGUGUGCAACAGUGCUCAAGGAUGCUAUGUUUGAGAAAUUGACAUUCGAAGAUUGGAAGCUCUCCACUGAGGCCAAGAUUUCUGGAACCCUCAAUUUGCACCGCCUCCUAGCCGACGAAGAAUUGGAUUUCUUCGUCACCUUGUCUUCUGUCGCUAGUGUGGUCGGCAACAUAGGACAGUCCAACUAUGCUGCGGGCAAUGCGUUCAUGGAUGAGCUGAUGAACUGGCGACGAGCUCAUGGGCUCCCAGGAAACAGUAUCAAUAUUGGCCUGGUUCCCGACGCGAGUGGAGUGGGUGAUGUUACUGAGUCGCCUGAACAGCGUCGCCGACGAUAUAGUCAUUUGGAAGGCACGGAGAUCCUUACUCACGAGCUGCAGACACUACUGCGGUUGAUUCUGCAUCGCCAGGUGCCGGUACCGGCGCAGAUCAUUGCAGGAUUGACCGACAAUUUGUCUCGGGAGGGAGGUGCAUCGUGGCACUACGACCGCAAGUUUGAUCAUCGAAUCUUGCCGCUCCCUGCCAACACAGGUACUGGCUCCGUUAAGACUAGUUCCCUGCUCAAGAGGGCCGGUUCUAUUGACGAGGCUAUACACGUCGUUGUUCAGGGGUUGCAGGAGUAUCUAGCGAGUGCCAUGGCUGCCUCGUCUGACUCAAUUGACCCAGAAUUGCCUCUAUCUGCCUUGGGAGUCGAUUCCCUCAAGGCAGUCGAAGUCCAAAAUUGGGUUUCACGCGAGAUGGGGGCUGAAUUAUCAUCCUUCGAGUUUCUAGGAUCGCAGCCCUUGAGGGCUUUGUCGGAGAGGAUUGCCCGAGAGAGCUCAUAUGUGACUAUUUCCAAGCUAGAGAACAUGUGGUAG